GUGGUGUGGGGGUACGGCUGUGGGGCUGUUGUAGGGAUACAGGGGGUCGUGUGAGGGCUGGGGUCAGCGUGAGGCCUAGGGCCGAUAUGGGGCCUGGUGUGAAUUGAGGCCUGUGGGGGCCUGCGAGACCUGGGGGGUCACUGCAAGGCCUGGGAGGGCUGCGAGGCCUGGGGUCACUGCGAGGCCUGGGGUCACUGCGAGGCCUGGAGUCACUGCAAGGCCUGGGGGGGCUGCGAGGCCUGGAGGCCUGCAGAUGGCCGGGCACCCACUGUGUGCCGUGAGGAGCAGCCCAGCGCCAGGCAGCACGUCCCCCCCUGCGGCCUCAAACACCCGAGGAGAGCACGCUCCUUGCUAAGGGCUCCCCCAGCAGCACGGUGCGCCUUUCUGCUUGGCUGCAAACCCGCCCCAGCGGAAUCCUGCCUUACGCCAAACCCGCCCUCCUGCUGCAGCCCCUUCCCUUGCAGCUGCCGGCUCCGCGCUCAGUCUGUGCUGCUGCCACGCGUGGCUCUGGCGGCCGAACGCAGGCGGCAUAUGGUGUGUGACAGGGAGCUGGUGGCGGCAGAUUUUGGGUUCGUUUUGAGAGACAAACACGGAUAAACACAGGCUUUUGCUGUUUAAAAACUGACUCAUCAUUUUCCUACAACAAAACGUCAAAAUCUGGAGGCUCCUGAGGCAGGAGAGCGGCUGCUGUUUGAUUACCUGCCCUGGAGCAGCACCGGGAUUUUGUCCAUCUGUGUUUCUGUGAACCUGCAGCUGCAAAUCGACGUCCCGUAAGGCUUUGGGGCCCAUGUUUGGGGUGGAGAUGGUGAGGAGGCUUCAACCCCUACGGAUCGUGUAUCUUUGUAGAGCCUACACCUCUGCGGAUUCCAUACCAAUGGAGCCCAUGCCUCUGUCACUCACACCUCCCACCUGGGGGUGCAUUCCUGAGCCCCACACGGUGUGCUUCCCGUGGUGCUGAGGGCACAGCUCUCACCCCACAUUUGGACCAUCGCAGCACGGUGCUGGGGCCAGGCAGCCCCCGUUCCCAUCUUCCCUCACUGCAGCUCCAGCAGUGACACCGCGUUUGCAUUCUGCUCCCACGCAGCUCUGGGAUGAAUGCAGCGCUCAUCCUCUGCCCCCACCACCUCCACGCUGUCCCCAGCACAGCCACCUCCAGCUCCCAGCUGAUCCACAGCCCCCCCUCUCGGGGCUGCACCCCCGGUUCGAGGGGCUGCAGAUGGGCCCCUGUUUGCAUUUGGGGCUGUGCCACCCAUCCGGCUGCACAGGUGCCGUCGUCGGCACCUUACGGUGAUGGAUGGGGUCUAAGAAUGGAAAACGUGGCGUCAGCUGUUCUGGGCACAUUGUCUGGGAGCGCAGAGGGUGGGGGCACCCCCAGGAAUUCGGAACUUUCCAACAGCUGGUGGCUGCUGUGUGAUCAGUAGGGGAGGUGUGGGAGCCAUAGGGGGGACCCCACAGUGGGUGGGUGGGCUCUGGGGGGGGGAGGAAGGGGCACGGAUGGCUCAGCUGGGACCCCCCCCACUCCAGGGAUGGCUUGGAAGCCAGGUUUAGCCCCAGACUUUGGGGAGAGAGCUGUGCCCCCCCCAUGUUGUUUUCUUUUUAUUUUCGGGGAGCUCCCCGCAGCGAGGUGCAGGCUGCGUGCAGGUCAUUGCUGCCCCCCCUCCCACUGUAUUUAUAUUUAUAUAUAUAAGCUAUUUAUUUUGGGGGUGGAGGGAGAAAUCCUUCAUCUCUCCCCCUCUUUUGGGGGCCCCUUUGGGGGUGCCCUCUUCUAAAGGAAGGAGGGAAGGAAGGAAAGAAGGAGGGGAGAGAAGGGAGGGAAGCAUCCCGCAUCCCUCCCAGCAGCGCGGUGGGAGCGGCCGGGGCGGAGGCAGCGACCGCCCCCCCCCUCUCCUUCCUCCUCCUCCUCCUCCUCCUCCUCCCCUCUCCGCACGCCGGGGCCGCCCGCCCGUCGCCGCGGGGGUCGGUGCGGCGGAGGCCGAUCUCGGGCCCCGCGCUGCCCCGAAAGCUCCAUGGUGCGGGAGGGGGGCAUGGCGCGCCCGCCCUACAGCUCAGCUCAGGACAUCCAGAUGGACGUCUUCGACAACGCAGCCCUCCAGAGCAAGUACAGCAAACGCAAGAGCCGCUUCAAGCGCUCCGAUGGCAGCACCUCGUCUGACACCACCUCCAACAGCUUCGUCCGGCAGGGCUCAGCUGAGUCCUACACCAGCCGCCCCUCGGACUCGGAUGUGUCACUGGAGGAGGACCGCGAGGCGCUGCGCAAAGAGGCUGAGCGCCAGGCACUGGCACAGCUGGAGAAAGCCAAGACGAAGCCGGUAGCAUUUGCUGUCCGGACAAAUGUCGGCUACAACCCAUCGGCCAAUGAUGAUGUGCCCGUGCAGGGCAUGGCCAUCUGCUUUGAGCCCAAAGACUUCUUACACAUCAAGGAGAAGUACAACAACGACUGGUGGAUCGGGCGGCUGGUGAAGGAGGGCUGCGAGGUCGGCUUCAUCCCCAGCCCUGUCAAACUGGAGAACAUGCGGCUGCUGCAGGAGCAGAAGAUGAGGCAGAACCGACUGAGCUCCAGCAAAUCAGGUGACAACUCCAGCUCCAGCCUUGGUGACGUGGUGACGGGGACACGCAGGCCCACCCCUCCAGCCAGUGCGAAGCAGAAGCAGAAAUCGGCUGAGCAUGUGCCACCCUACGAUGUGGUUCCCUCCAUGAGGCCCAUCAUCCUGGUGGGACCAUCGUUGAAGGGCUAUGAGGUGACAGAUAUGAUGCAGAAAGCACUGUUUGAUUUCUUGAAGCAUCGCUUUGAUGGCAGGAUCUCCAUCACGCGGGUGACGGCCGACAUCUCCCUCGCCAAGCGCUCUGUGCUGAACAACCCCAGCAAACACACCAUCAUCGAGCGCUCCAGCACACGCUCCAGCCUGGCUGAGGUACAGAGCGAGACGGAGCGCAUCUUUGAGCUGGCCCGGACCCUGCAGCUGGUGGCCUUGGAUGCUGACACCAUCAACCACCCGGCCCAGCUGGCCAAGACCUCCCUGGCACCCAUCAUCGUCUACAUCAAAAUCGCCUCCCCAAAGGUGCUGCAGCGGUUGGUGAAGUCCCGGGGCAAGUCUCAGGCCAAGCACCUCAACGUGCAGAUGGUGGCCUCUGACAAACUGGCGCAGUGCCCGCCUGAGAUGUUUGACAUCGUGCUGGAUGAGAACCAGCUGGAGGAGGCCUGCGAGCACCUGGCCGAGUACCUGGAGGCCUACUGGAAGGCGACGCACCCCCCCAGCAGCAACCCCCCCAACCCGCUGCUCAACCGCACCAUGGCCACAGCCGCGCUGGCCGCCAGCCCUGCGCCCGUCUCCAACCUGCAGGGUCCAUACCUGGUGCACGGGGAGCCGCCGGGCGAGGGGAACGUCCGGGAGGGGGGGCCCAUCCCACCGCCUGCCCGCUCGGCCCCCCCCCGCCGCCUGUCCCGCCAGGACACCUUCGACUCGGAGACCCCCGGCAGCCGGGAUUCAGCCUGCACAGAGCCCGGCAAUUCUUGCAUGGACGUCGAGACCGAUCCCGGUGAGGAGGACCCCCGUGCCCCCCCUGGUCCCCGCGGUGCGUGGGAUGAGGAGCGGGGCCGGGGACCACGGGGACGUGCCAAGGGCCACGACCGCUACUGCCCAGAGCCACCGGAGCCUUUGGGUCUGGACCAGAGUGACACAGAGGGCUGGGGCCAGGAGGUUUACAUCCGCUAGGGUGGGGGGGUGUAGGCAGGGAUGCCCCCCCCCCAACCCCAGUGCUGGCUUUAGGGCCAGGGGUUGCACCCAGCUGGGUGUCUUUGCAGGCCACGUGCCCAAAGCCUGUUCAGCUGUGCCAUGGGGUGUCCCCCACCCCACUCUUGGUAUUAAGGGGGGAGUCUCCCACCCACCGCAGCCCCCCCAGCAUCUUGCGGUGCCUCGGGCUUUUCCUGUCCCACAGGGAGAGCGAGUGACCAAAGGGGACGUGCCUGUGGCUGGUGUAUCCCCAUCCCCUACGGCACAGGGUUGGGGGCUGCGCUCUCCCCAAUACCCAGCCCUUGCCUGCUGCCUGCAGCCCCCUCCCCAGGGUGCACCCGCUUCUCCAUGGUGCUCUUUGCCACCCUGCUGCAGGGGAACCCCUGAGCUGGUGGUGGAGGGGUUCCCUGCCAGCUGUCCCCUCCCCAGCUAGUGCCUGCCCCACAGCUGUGGGAGGGGUGCAUGCGUGUGCUGUGUGUGCAGGGUUUUGGGGUACCCACUGAGUGCUGCCUGCCUGGGGAGGGGGGGGCAUGGUUUUUGCAUGUGUUUGCAUUGGAGUGGGGGAGGAUUUUGCCUGUUUUUGGUGGUGGGGGGGAAAUCUGAGCCAAUUGGGGUGGGGGGGUGUCUAACAUGUGCUAACAGCUGCCCCAGCCCUGGCCUGCCACAGUGCCCAGCAGGUCCCGGGGGGUCCUGUGCUACCCCCUCCCCCUUCCUCUUUCCCUGGGACCAUGGGAACACACCGAGCAGCACCAGGCCCUGGCCCCUACCAACCCCCUCUGUGCCACCUCCUCUCCUUGCCUGUCUGCUCUUUCCCCAUCCAGCUGUGUCUGUCUGUCUGUGUGCCUGUCUGUCUGUCCCCCACCCCAGUUCCCCAGGGCACUGCCUUCACCUGUGCCCACCCUGGGGUGUCCCUUAUCCCUGUGCCCCCAUGAGAGUCACAGCACUGGGGUGGGAACACCCCGUGGCCAACCCUUGCAGCGGGGCUGGGCUCACCUUUCGCCCCCCACCUUGGGGUGAUGCUGGGGGGGCCCUGGGGUCGCUGCCUUACCCACACCACCAGCCUUGCCAGCCCGGGCUGGGGGGGGCUCCAGGGUGCUCAGCUCUGUUGCUGCCAAACCGCCUCCGCCCGUUGUGUGCCUCAGUUUCCCCUUUUUUGCUGGGGGGAACUCAGUGUCACUGCCUGCCAAGUGCUUUGAGACCCGCCUGCCCCGGUGCUUGCCCCCACCGGGGCCGGGCAGCUGGGCCCCCCCCACCCCCCAGCUCUCCUGAAGGGCAGAGGGACGUCCCAUAUUUAUGUCAUCCCACAAACUUUAUUUAAAGACCCCGACAAAGUGUAUUUUAUUUAUUUAUUCUCCUUGGUGUGUGGGGGGACUCGCCCCGCUCGCUUGGUUCUUUGUAAUAAACAUUUCGGUGAGAUCUCCCCGUGGCUGUGCCUGGUGGGGCUGCACAAGGAGGGUGGGGGGCUGAGACCAAGCACAGCUUUGCUCUGCAGUGACUGCAGCAUCUCCUGGAGGGGGUUGGAAAUGGCCAGGACCUGCCUGGCUCCUGGGGAGGGACACGUCCUGCAAUGGGGCUGUACAUGCUAUUUACAGGCAAUAAAUACAGCGCUGCUGGCUCAGGGCUGCCGGCAUCUCCACUCGCUCUUCUCUGGCCAAUACUCAAAUG
This is a messenger RNA of Phasianus colchicus (ring-necked pheasant), 5396 nucleotides long. RefSeq names its product calcium voltage-gated channel auxiliary subunit beta 1 (gene CACNB1). Gene Ontology annotation, cellular component: voltage-gated calcium channel complex. Gene Ontology annotation, molecular function: protein binding; voltage-gated calcium channel activity. Gene Ontology annotation, biological process: calcium ion transmembrane transport. Lineage: Eukaryota; Metazoa; Chordata; Aves; Galliformes; Phasianidae. The record is from RefSeq and is a predicted model, not a curated record.